This is a messenger RNA of Coniosporium apollinis CBS 100218, 3903 nucleotides long. RefSeq lists its product as uncharacterized. Gene Ontology annotation, biological process: regulation of transcription by RNA polymerase II. Lineage: Eukaryota; Fungi; Ascomycota; Dothideomycetes. The coding region runs from base 1 to 3903 and encodes 1300 amino acids. The transcript has 3 exons. The record is from RefSeq and is a predicted model, not a curated record. Gene Ontology annotation, cellular component: ESC/E(Z) complex.
AUGGCACCUAACAACUACUAUCAAUCAUAUCCCGCAAACACUCAAAACUCGUCCAACCCUCAGCAGACAUACCCUGGAUACCAUGCGCAGACUUCAAUGUCGAACCAGCCCUCUGGACAGUAUCACACUACAGGCCCUCCGUCACCACCUUCAGCACCGCCGACUCACGACACCUACCAAGGUUAUCAGCAGCAGUACGCGCACCAGGGAACAGGCUACGGGAGUAAUCAGGGCUUCUCGUGGAACGCUACGUAUGGUGCGAACUCUGGAAACUCGACAGCAGGCAGCGCCGCCGAAGCGCUCAGCAGCAUGAGCAUGGCGGACCAUUCGAGGGCAGCGAAUGCCGGCUACGCUUCGGGCUAUAACACGUCCUCCGGUAUGUCUGACCGUAACAUCGCCGCAUUGUCACAGUACACUCAAGGCUCGUCAGCUGCGCCGCAAGACCAUCAGACACAUACCAUCCAGGACACGUCGCGAUCAAGCGGCACAUCGCACACCGCUCAUGCACACCGAACGUCGCGUCCCGAGAGCGUGAGCUCCAUUUCUUCAGGCUACGCGGCACCCACCCAGCGGCCAGCGCCGCUUCGAUUGCCGACACCCGGUGCGCCUUCGGCCGCAACCUCACAGCAUCCGGCGCGGCGCGUGCAAGCAAUGUCUACUGAACACCGCUCGCCUAGUCCAGCGCAGGUUCGCGCAUCGCACAACGCCCAAAGCGGUGCAGCCCAACGCCCUGCAGGUAGUUCACUUGCCGCCCAGUAUGCCGACCUAGGAAGUCGCAGAUUGCCAAGUGUUUCAGAAACUGCAUAUGGCAACUCGUCGACGGCCACCCACCGUCAAAGCUACGAUCGACAGACGCAGAACUACGAGCCAAGUUCGGUGACGGUUGAUCCGGCGCAUGUCUAUGACCCCUGGCAGGAGAAGAUGCGGCAAGCAGAACUGGCGAGGAAGGCGAAGGAGGCCGAAGAGGCAGCAGCGGCGGUACGUGCGGCUGAAGACGCGGAGCGGCAGAAGAAAGCAGAGGAGACGAGGAAGGCCGCUGAGGACGCCCGCAAGGCCGAGGAGCACCGUCGUACGGAAGCUGCUCGUAAGGCUGAGGAGGAACGCAGAGCUUCAGACACGACACAAGCACAACCAGGCCAAAAAGCGAAAGCAAAAAAGGACAGCGCUAAGGGGAAGCGCGCUACGGAUCCAAGAGUUCCCAGCAGGAAAGAGGCAGGACCUGCUGCCACAACUGCCACUCCUGCUCCUGCAGCACCGGCUGCUGCCCCCACCGCGGAGGACUUGGAAGCUCAAAUGAGAAUGAUCAUGGCGAACCUCCGAGAAAUGAACGCCAAGAACCCGUCACUAGUUGCUAAGAUCUGGGAAGAAGAACGGGCAUCCCUCGUGCAGGAAUCUACCAGGUCUCCUGCCACGCAAGCAGCGCAGCCACCUAGUGCCUCAGCGCCGCAAGUCGCUCCUCGAGCGAAUAUGGCUGCUGUUCGACCCGGUUCAGUUCAGAACGGCAUGGUGAACGGGCACGCGAGUGGGGGUAGAUCAAUCACAGGGCCAGGUUAUCCGCCUCAACAGCCACGACAAGAGCAGUACGCCCCACCACAACCCGUGCCGGCUAAGCCCAGUUCGGGCGGGACCGUGUGGCCACAAGAAAAGAAGGGGGAGUUGGCAGCGGCGGCAGCGAAAUGGCUGAACGACAUCCCUGCCAACGCCAACAACAAAGUAUCGCCAGCGGAUAUCUUCCGGAUGCUAGACAGCAAUCCAACGUACAUUGAUCUUUGCGAAAGAUUGGAGGGCCUCGGCGUUCUGCUAGAGAGGAGAACAUUUGCUCAGGCUCUUCUUAAGGCGUGCCCGGAUGUCAACAAUAAGUCGCAGAUUCAGAAGCCACCUAUGCCUCCUGGACAAACCGCGCAGCCGCUUCAUGGCUUACCCACCCCUCAUCCUACGGAUGACGACAUGGGGCCUGCGCCAGUGGAUGAUCCAAUCUACGACGCACCACCUGCGCCCGACCCAGACGCCGUUCAAAGUCCAUACUUUCAGCAGCCUCCUGCAUCAGCCACACCCGGAGCCGUCGCUCCUAUUGCAACAAUGAUCUCCUCGACGAAGAGAGCUCAGGCAAUGAGAACGCCCCCUAUCAAAGCCGCAACCAAAGCGGAUGCCGCGCGGAAAAGGUACUUUAGCGAGAUCAUUGACUUGACCACGUUUUCCGAUGAAGAACUGCCUCCGCCUCCGCCGAAAGUACCAAGGACCGACCCACACGGGAUGCUGGCUUUCCAGCCACCGCCCACAGCUCAGCAAACCACUUUUAUCAACCCAAAUCUCCGCCAACUCAACGUCCCACCGAAUGGCGUGCCACUCCAGCCCCACGCCGCACCCCAACUAGUGCACCCGCCAGCUCCGGUGUACGACGAGUUUUACAAAUACACCGAUCUAGUCAAGCCAAUCGACCGUAAGAAAGCCCUUCGCAGAUCCACAUACAACCUUAACACCAUCGCCCGCGACGUCCUCCUAGCUACAGGCAAACACCCCGAGAUGCGGGCUCUGAACGCGCAUCUGGAGCCCCUCAAAUUAGCCUUCAGACAGGUGGAGGACCGCUCCGACCUCGACACCUUCAGAUGGGACAUCGUCGACCCGGGCGAUCCACCGCCAGGCUACUACAGCAGCGGCGGCGCCGAGGCCGAAGAAGACGCCGACGACGAGGAAGACGAACCGCAGCCCCGCGCUCGACCACGUGUCAUGCUUCAAGCAGGCGUCGGCGUCGGCGGCGGCGCAGCCACCUCCCGUGUUGCAGACUACAACCACGACCCAGCGGUCGCGAAGGCAUUUUUCAAGAAAUCCCGCGGUCGCCCCCCUCGCCACAGAGACCCAGGCUUCGUCUCGCGCCCGCCCGGUCCCAAUACCACAGACCCGGCGCACCGCCAGCGCUCUUACAGCCAAGGUGGCAACAACAGCAGCUCGGGACUGGGCCACCCGUCUCUCUCGAACAUCGGCCGCGACCCACACGUCACGCCCGCGGGCAGGCUCCCCAGCGCGAGCGCAGGAGCACCACCCAGCCAAGGCACCGGCGUGGGAUACUCUGCGCUACGGGUGCAGGAGUACGGGCCGGACGGGAGUCCACUGCCUAAGAAGCGCGGCCGGCCUGUGGGGUGGCGAAAGUCGAUCCACGGCUCUGCGGCUGCGCAAUCGGGGACUAUACGGCCGGGACAGGGGAGUGGGCUGAGGAAUGUGGCACGGCCGGGCGCUGGUGGAGCGAGUGGGGCAGUCGUCGAGAUUCGGAGUUCCAACUCUCCGGCGAUGAGGCAGGAGGUUGAGUAUCGCGUGUACAAAUGUAGGUGGCAGGGGUGUAAAGCGGAGUUGCACAACCUCGACACGCUGCGGAAGCACGUCUUCAAGCUUCAUGGUAGGCCUGCGGCGGGCGGGCGGUGGAAGUGUCAAUGGGAGGGGUGUGGGGAGACUGGCACAGUCAUGGAUGAGGCGACGGGCGAGGAGAGCGACGAACAUCGAUAUCUAGAGUUCACCGACGGCGAGAAGUGGCGCGGUCAUAUUGAGGCGGCGCAUUUGGGGGAGCUGGCGUGGGAGCUGGGUGAUGGGCCUGCGGGCGGGCUGAGCGAGUCUCACGACUCCGACGCCUACCUCUCCGACCGCUCCGGCCGCCGCGCAACGCCGCAGAUCGCGGCCCCCAGCGGCGCCUCUUCCUCUGCCCCGGCCUCUGCUGCACACCGUGCCGGCCCAGGCCGUCCAGCCAAGAAAUCAGAUGAGCAGAAAGCGCUCGAGGCGCAGCGCCGGCUCGAGCAGGUUAAGCGGGACAUCGGGCCCGGCGUUGAUCGCGGGGGUGCGAGGCUCGCGAAUGAGAAACGCAGGGCGGGGUUCGUGGAUGAUGAGGUGGGUGAAGAGAUAGUUGAUGAGGAUUAA